UCCUGUAUUCUUAAUUGCAGUAUUGCAUUUUCCUUUGUCUAAAUCUAAAAGUAUAUUUUAUUGUUCAUUUUCUUAAGCUAAUAUAUCAAGCUUUCGAUUGUAAAAGAACAAUUGCAUUGCGUGUUAGGCGUUACUUGCCAACACAGUGACUUGGCGACCAAUUUUUUAAACUCAUAUCUUUUACGUGUAAGGCGGCUUACGUGAACAGGAAAGUAAUUGACAAUGAGUGAAGAAAUGGAUGUAAUUCAACCCAUGGCCAAAAGGCAAAAAUUAGAAGAUGGAAGUAGUAGUGCUGAUAUUACCGAAAAUAAUCUAGAGUUAGGUGAAGAUGUUCCGGCAACGGAAGAGAAGUUUAAGGUUGAUAAUAAAUAUGAAAAUUUUGUUACUCCCGAGGAGUUGGAGAAACUUAAGGAAUUCAAAGUGCUCGAUGAAGUGAAGUCUAAUGAUGGAGACAGCAAUGCUGAAGAUUCUGAUACUUCUGAAGGCAAGUCUGAAGAAUUGCCCGAGGAGGAAAUUGAGAAGAUGUUAGAUGAGAAUUUGCCGGAAGACUUUAAAGGAACUCGUAAGCCUAAAGAUAAACCAUACGUAACUCGCACAAAAAUCUUCCUGGAAGAGAAAGGUAUUAAUCAAUUCGAAAUACUUCCCUUGGAUUGGAUGAUGGUGCGACAUUAUAGUGGUAUGCCUUUGUUUAUGCAUCGACCUACGCGGGUUUGCACUUUGGCGAAACCAUAUUUUCUUGGCAAGGGUAACACUCGGCGACACGAUAUUCCCAUCAGCGCCAUACCUUGUCUAGCUUAUAGACGCGCUUUAGAAGAGGAGGAGAAGCAGAAAGAAAUCGAUCGUCGAGUGGAGGAACAGAUUAAAAAUAAAACAUGGCUCAGUGAUAUCGAGAAUAGAGAACCCGGUACUAAAAUGGAAGUCGUUAUUGACAACUGCGAAUCUACGAAUGAAAGCUCCGAGACGUCUGGCUUUAGGGGCAAGUGUCCGUUCAAGCAUUCAAUCGGGAAGAGUGACGCUGGGUCGAAGGACAUUCCGAACGAUGUGGGCGCAAUGGGUGUGGAGGGUGCAGUGGGUGCUGUGGGCGCAAUGGGUAUGGAGGGCGCAGUGGGUGCCGCGGGCGCCGUGAACGCAAUGGGCGCCGUGGGCGGGCGCGCCGUGCAGCUGCCGGACGGGCGCGUCAUGCCGGCGCCGCGCGUGGAGUCCGUAGACACGAGCUGGAAGACGCAGCACCUCACGGCCGAGCAGAUCCACGACUACUGCAAAGCGCUUUUCAAGUUUAAGACCGUCAAUUUUAUGCAUUUCAACCGUUGGGCGGACCGACGUAAGUACACGAAGGCGAGGAAGGCUCUGCAAUACCCUAAGCUGCCAGAGGGGACCAAGCUGAUCACGAUACCCGCGACAUCCUCGGGUCAGGAGAACGGCGCGGGCGGGAAGGCGAAGCGCGACUGGGUGAUGAACAUGAACGGCUGCAGCUACCUGUCGGAGUUCCACGAGUACGUGUGCCGCGCGCUGCAGAAGCAGCCCGUGUACGAGUACAAGCAACUGGAAAACGCGUCGUCGCCGUACCAGGCCACGGUGUACAUCGGCGGCAUGCAGUACGGCGUGGGCCACGGCUCCAGCAAGCGCCAGGCCAAGUACGCCGCCGCGCGUGCCUCCAUUCAAACGCUCAUCCCCGAGAUGCGCCAGUACCUGGAGCCCGAGCGCGCCGCGCAGCCCAAGGACCCCAAGGAGCCCGACUUCAGCUUCUUCGACUACGUCGGCAUUGAGGACCCGCGCAUCGCGGAGUUCUGCGCGGCCACCUGCGAGCCCUCCCCGCACGCCAUACUGCUCACCUGUCUGCUGCGGAACUUCGGCGCCGGCGACUGGCACGUCAACACCGAGAUGAAGAAGCUGGAGUAUCAGAAGAUCGAGCUGACGAUGCGCGUCGGCAAGCAUAGCGCUACCGUCGUGUGCAAGAACAAGAAGACCGCCAAGCAACGCGCCUCGCAGGCCAUCCUGCAGGCGCUUCACCCUCACGUGCGUUCGUGGGGUUCACUGCUGCGCCUGUACGGGUCGCGCUCCGUCAAGAGCUGCAAGGAGAAGAAGCUGGAGGAGCAGCAGAUCACGCUGCUGCAGGACAAGGCGCGCCACAACGAGCCCAACUACGCCGUGCUCGAGAAGUUGCGCAACGAGAUGCGCAAACUGCGUGAGCGCGAUGAGUCGGUCGUGCCCAUCGGCACGCUGCUGCUGGCCGACCACCUGCCGUCGCACUCCGCCUCCAACCUCAACAACGUGGACCUGUAGGCUGGGACGGUAGCUAAGACUUCGAAGCUUACACCAUGACGCACCAAUAAUAUUCCGCUGUCGUGCUUCGGACAGAAAUCGAAAAAGAUCUCAAGUCUAUCGAAUAUUUAUGAGCAAUAUACAUCGUUCAAAAGGUACUUAAAAAAAGGAAAUAAUAAGUAUUUAUGUAUAAUGUUUUUAUCAGUUCAAUUCGAUAAAUAAUAUUAUUUAUAUUGAUGACAAAAAUAUGAAGUUGAGGCAAAUUAAACCUUUCAAAAUAUACAUAAAAGAAAUUGUAGAAAUUGUACAAAAAAAGUGGGCAUGUAAUGUACACAAUGCAAUAUUAUACAUUUAAUAUAAAAACCAUUAGAAUAGUCUAUGUAUUCGUAGUAUGACAAAAAUAUUUGUCAAGGGACAUAAAAUCUUAGUCCCCAAGGUUGGUGCCGCAUUGGCUAUAAGCGAUGGUUGACAUUUCUUACAAUGUCAAUGUCUAAGGGCGUUUGGUGACCACUUACCAUCAGGCCUAUAUGCUCGUCCACCUUCCUAUUUAAUAUAAAAAAAAACUUUCAAGUUUAUAUUUGUAUUAAGAAUUUCAUCUGUAUCCCAAAAUGGCACAAACUUUAAUUGAAUCGAAUUAAAAAUGAAAAGUUGAACGAUGAACUUGUAAUUUGAUCCGUAUUGCGAUAAAAGAUAAUAAUAUUAUAUAGUAGCGGGGGCGGGGGGUCCGGAAGUUGGUUGUGUUAGUAACCCCCCUUUCAGUGCCUGAACUCUCACCGACCGUGUCGGGUUUCCCGAAUUAUGAGAAUGUGGGAGUACACUUGUGUUUUUUGCUCUAUAUAAUGUUCUGUGCAGUUUCUGGCUAGUAUUCUAAAGAAUUGAAUAUAUGUUAUCGCUUAGGAAUUUGUAAACGUCACAAACACAUCGAAUUGUUUGUGCGUGUGUGUCAUUAGACGCUAUCAAUAGCGUGCACCACACUAGCAGGUAUUUUGGCUACUACCACCAUCGUAAUCUCAUUGCCUGCCUGACUUAAAUACAUACAAUAUUACUAUUAUUUUAUUUUUGCAAUAUUCAUUCAUUGUAUUAAGAUAAUAUAAAAUAAACUCAACUAAACAAACCUUCUUCUCAAAAGGGAGGGGAGGCCUUAGCCCAGAAGUGGGACAUUAACAGGCUGUUACUCUGUACUUUAUUAAGAUAACUUAUCAUUAGUGUUUAACAAUUGUAUUCACUUCGAAGUAAUCAAGAUCAAACUACAUAGCUGUUUAUAUCGCAUGCGGUCUAUAUCAAUUUUGUAUAAUGUACUUAGUACGCACUUGUAACGUAUGUAUAGCGACUGUAUAUUAUACACUAUCGCGAUGUAUUUUAUACAUUGAAUACAUCGUGGCAUCGAAUCAAUUAUACAUUCAACAGACGAGAUGGUAGGACACGGGAAGCAAGCGGCAAUGAAUUUUCAUGUACAUUUAUAAUUCUUGUAUUCAUAGCAAACAGUAUUGAAAAGGGAAGCACUUAACCCAGCCAUGGGAUAUUAACGGGCUGUUACAUUAAUAUAGUUCAUAUAAUAUAAUAUGGACAGUCGCGAUCACAAGUGAAAUUCUAUCGAUACGUUGGACUCGGUUAAAACUUGAAUAUAUCCAAUGCGACUUCAUUAUUGUAGUAAUUCGUUAUAAAGAGGUACUCUAGGUUAGGUAGUGAGUUUAUAUAUAGGCUAGAGAUUCAUAUGUUAAAUAUAACUCGGUCAUAGUAUAUGUGUGUAGGUUUAGUUGAUGUUAGGGCUUUGUGCAAGCCGGUCACGGUAGAUACUACCCGCUUGAUCUACUUAGUAUUAUUGUAAUCCGGUUUGAAGGGUACUUAAUUCCCAAAGUCAGUGGCGUAUUGGCGAUGUAAGUGUAUUUGUAACAGUGCCGACCUCUAUAGGCGGUUGCGAACACUUAUUAGCUGGCCCAUUUGCCAUUUGGAGGUGUAUAACUCCAAUCAAAGUUUUCUUUAACUAAUAAAAUAUGACUUUUUUUUCAAUUAGAGCAAUGAAUUGAAAUGUUGCGGUAUUUAAAAUAUUUUGCUAAGAAUAAAAUGUAUAACAAUUACUGACAUUGAACUCGUUUCGCGUUCGUAUUUAUAAUCAAUUUAAAAAUAAUUUUUAUUUAAAUAUCAUAGUCAGCUAUUGUCGUUUGUAAUGCGAUAAUUAUAUAUUAUAUAAAAUAAAAUAAAAAUUGUACACUAUUUCCUGUAUUUGACGCGAAUUAAAUAUUUUUUCGAUAAUUCUAAAAAUUAUAUUAAAAUAAUUCAGUGUAAUAUGACCAAUGCAAUAUUUUUUAUUGUCAAAACAUGGAUAAAAUUAUAUUAAAUAUGUAUGAUAAAAAACAAUUCUUUGGCCAAAAACGGUGCUUCGAAAAUCCACACUAUUUUUUUUACAUUAUUUAUAAGAAUAUUG
Molecule: messenger RNA, 4687 nt
Organism: Nymphalis io (European peacock)
Lineage: Eukaryota; Metazoa; Arthropoda; Insecta; Lepidoptera; Nymphalidae
Gene: pasha
Product: microprocessor complex subunit DGCR8
Exons: 11
Coding region: 223-2283 (686 amino acids)
Biological process (GO): primary miRNA processing
Cellular component (GO): microprocessor complex
Molecular function (GO): identical protein binding; primary miRNA binding; double-stranded RNA binding
Source: RefSeq, a predicted model, not a curated record